AUGUCGGGCGCAGGACCGAGCCUCUACCCGGGCGAGUUCCCCAAGUGGGCCGUCUUCAGAUUCCCUCCGGACGCCGCACCGCCUGCCAUCCCCCCGCCCGUGGCCGACGCGCCCUUCACCAGCUUCAGGAACCCGUUCCCCAUCCCCGCCAACAUCUACAACGCCGUGCUGCAGCCCAUCGUCCCCCUGACGGUGGCGGCCGUGUACGCGACGACCAUCUCGCUGCUCAACGCCUACAACCGCAAGCAUGGGAACAAGCCGUGGGCCAUUAGCAAGACGCGCGCCUUCUACAUCUUCGUCAUCUUCCACAACGUGUUUCUGGCCGUGUACUCGGCCGUCACCUGCUGGGCCAUGAUCCGCUCGCUCAAGCAUGCCAUCCCGCACUACACCGAGCCGAACGCGCUCGUGGGCACCGUCGAUGCGCUGUGCAAGAUCCACGGACCCCGCGGUCUCGGUGACGCCGUCACAUACAACUCGGAGACGCAGCAGUGGCAGAGCACGAACCGCAACAUCCAGCUGGACCCCAACGGCCUCCCCCAGUCGGACGACCUUGGUCGCGUCUGGAACGAGGGUCUUGCCUUCUGGGGCUGGAUCUUCUACCUGUCCAAGUUCUACGAGGUCAUCGACACGCUCAUCAUCAUCUUCAAGGGCAAGCGCAGCACCACGCUGCAGACGUACCACCACGCUGGUGCCAUGUUGAGCAUGUGGUCUGGCAUUCGCUACAUGUCCCCUCCCAUCUGGAUGUUUGCGCUCGUCAACUCUGGUAUCCACGCCAUGAUGUACACAUACUACACCGUCUCCGCUCUGGGUGUCCGCGUCCCCCAGGGCAUCAAGCGCACGCUCACCACCAUGCAAAUCACCCAGUUCCUCGUGGGCGUAACCUUCGCAGCCCUACACCUCUUCGUCUCGUACACCGUCCCCGUCUCCGUCGCUUAUGAAGUCGCCGAGAACGUUCUCCCCAAGCUCAACGCCUCGUCCAUCGCCUCAGCGGCGUCGUCCGUUGCCUCGACUGCCGUCCCUGCCGCCACCGGCGCUGGUCUUGCUUUCCUCAAGAAGUGGAUCUACCGCGCCGCUGGUGACGAGGGCCUCGCUGAGAACGUCUACGCUGCCCCUGCCACAACUCCCGCAGCUUUCGCUGGAGCUCCCCAGCAUGCCCAGCACCCCAUUCAGCACGCAACCCACACCCGCACUGUUUACCGCACCCAGUACGAGCACGUUCCUUGCAUUGACACUUCUGGUCAGGCUUUCGCCAUCUACCUCAACCUCAUCUACCUUGCCCCUCUGACCAUCCUGUUCAUGCGCUUCUUCGUCAAGUCUUACAUGCGCCGCGGUGCUCCUAACACCAAGCACCGCACGACACAGCAGCACAUCGCCAAGUCGACCCGCGACGCCAUCCACGGCGUGGACCGCGAGAUCGAGUCGCUCGGCAAGUCGGCCGAGGACGGCGUCGACGCAUUCGUGAACGGCCGCGGGCGCCCCGCAGCCAACGGCGAGAAGAAAAGCGCGAAGCCCAACGGAGAGCAAAGGAAUGGUAAUGGUACACUCAGCCCUGAGAAUCGCAAGUUCGUCGACUCACUUAAUAUGAAGGUUAGCCAGGAGCUGGAGCGCAUCGGGGAAGACGACGUAGGGAGUCGGGAACGCGCGAGGAAAUUGGCGAAGGAGGCAGUUGGGGGCACGCCGAAGAAGGAGAGGGGGUUCAGUCCCGAGGGCGACCAGACGGCAAUUCUGGGGAGGCCGAAUGCAGAGUAG
Molecule: messenger RNA, 1749 nt
Organism: Paraphaeosphaeria sporulosa
Lineage: Eukaryota; Fungi; Ascomycota; Dothideomycetes; Pleosporales; Didymosphaeriaceae
Exons: 2
Coding region: 1-1749 (582 amino acids)
Biological process (GO): fatty acid elongation, saturated fatty acid; fatty acid elongation, polyunsaturated fatty acid; sphingolipid biosynthetic process
Cellular component (GO): endoplasmic reticulum membrane
Molecular function (GO): fatty acid elongase activity
Source: RefSeq, a predicted model, not a curated record